This is a messenger RNA of Porites evermanni, 1502 nucleotides long. The record is from the annotation of a GenBank genome assembly. Lineage: Eukaryota; Metazoa; Cnidaria; Anthozoa; Scleractinia; Poritidae.
AUGAGUUUUGAGUCUGUUCAUGUUUUCGCAGAGUUUACAAUGAUGCAAUCCUGUGCGAAGAUACCGCUGGCUAAUACGUUAGGGCUACUGCUGUUACUAUUAAUCAGCUUUUGUUCUGCAAAUGACAACAACAGCAGCAAACCACGUGAUAAGGUGAGUUUGUUUAAUAAAAGAUCGAGUAAUCGGAAAAUUCUUUAAUGUACUUUGCUGUAUGAUAAUUGAAAAGUGAUACCACUGAACAGGGUCUAUAGGUAAAAAGGUCAAAGGAAAUGGCUGACUCAAAGAUUGUCAAGAAGUUUCUCUAAAAUGCCACGGUCUGCAAUUUUUUCAACUCAAACAUUGGGAAUUGUUUUUUUAGAAUCUUAAAAGAUAUUUAAAGUAAAACAAAUUUGGCCAACAGGACAAUAAUGUAUGUUUCCAAUUAAUAUUCUCUUAGAUUACACGUCAGCAGACAUCAUCUUAUGGUUCCUGUGGUCAUGGUGGGUGUUUCUGUGCACCAGGAAUUCCAGGCAUCCCUGGAAGCCCUGGACCCGCGGGACCAGUAGGUGUUGCGGGAUCACCCGGUAAUCAAGGACCUGAAGGACCCAUGGGCCCACGAGGAAACAAGGGUGAUGAAGGAACCCGUGGAAGACAGGGACCUCCAGGUCCUAGCGGUACCAAAGGUGAAGCAGGUCCACCUGGCCCCAAGGGAACUCAAGGACCCUCAGGUUCAGCUGGUUCCCCUGGAAACAAGGGUGAUACAGGUGCUCGUGGAAGUCAAGGUCCCGCCGGUCCCAAGGGUGCUCCAGGAUCGUUUGGCCGUAAUUGGAAACAAUGCGUUUUUAAGAAACUGAACGAUGGCAGGGACUCUGGAUUGAUCAAGGUAAAGACUCAGUUUAAAGCUAAAGAUAUGUGAGGUUAGCCUAAAGUAAAUAAGGAUUAACUAACUUCGGAUUUGAAAAUUCUAGUUUUGUCAACUUUAUCACGAAAAAUGAUUUUUAUUAACAACAACAGGCCUGGAACUAGCCCAUGGCUGCCUUCAAAUAAUAUCUCUUUAUUCAUUAUUUAACAUUAAGUUUUUAAGUCCGAUUGUUUCAAUUUUGGUUGCUGAAGUCGCUGAUCUUCAAAUGAUCUAUGAUGUUCUAUUCAUAUUUUCACAGGAAUGUAUUUUCAAGAAGCUGUCAGACAACACAGCGCUGCGUUUCUUCUGGACAGGCGCUCUUCGAAUCUAUAACUGUGACGGCUGCUGCAGUCGAUGGUAUUUCACCUUUAACGGUACAGAGUGUUCAGCCCCAGCAGCCAUUGAUGGUGGGGUGUACAUGGUAUACGGAACCGGCAGCAGAUUAAAGAAUUUGCACCGCGUACGUCACAUUGAAGGAGUCUGUGAGAAAAUCCACAAAGGCACAGUGCGUGUUGGAUUCUGGGUCGGCAAAUGUUCUGCUGGUAAUUCUGCUGAUGCUGAGACAGGCUGGCCCGGAGUGUCCCGUAUCUACGUGGAGGAAAUACCUCCCCCACAGACUUAA